AUGUUUGAUGGUUGGGGCGAGGGGUCGCCCCUCCACUACUCAGAGGGCCACUCCAACCGUCUGCUGUCCCUGGAGAAGACGUUUGAUCGUCCUGCUAAAGACUCCCAGUGUCACCAUAUGCUGAAGCACCUCCGCCACGGGGCCCGCAUCACCGUCCAGAUGCCCCCCAACAUAGAGGGGCACUGGGUCUCCACCAGCUGUGAGGUGCGCCCUGGCCCAGAGUUCCUGACGCGGUCGUACCGGUUCUUCCCCAACAACACGUUCCAGGCCAACCAGUUCUACUACGGGGACAACCACUGCACCAACCCCACCUACACCCUGGUAGUCCGGGGACGGCUGAGGCUUAGACAGGCCUCCUGGAUCAUCAGAGGAGGAACAGAGGCUGACUAUCAGCUCCACCGCACACAGGUGGUGUGUCACAGCGCGGCGGUGGCCCAAGACCUGAGCCAGCGGUUGAACCGGAGCUGUCGUGGCGCCGUGAGGAGCAAUGCACCAUGGGAACCCAAUGUGAACUAUGAGCUGUGGAGUGAGGAGGGCGGCUGUGACUGCUCCAGGGAGCUCAACUUCUCCAUGCACGAGCUGCAGCUGCAGCGUGUAGAGAAGCAGUACCUCCAUCACAACGUGGACCACCUGGUUGAGGAGCUGUUCCUGGGAGACAUCCACACUGAGGUGGCCCAGAGGAUGUACUAUAGGCCGUCCAGCUAUCAGGUUGCAUUACAGAAUGCCAAGAACCAUGACAACGGCUGCGUCGCCUGUCAUAUCAUCUAUCGGUCAGAUGAGUUCCGCCCUCCCAUCCUGGUGCCGCGGGCGGACAUGACAGUGGGGCUGUAUGGCCAGUGGGUGAGCCAGCGCUGCGAGGUCCGCCCUGAGGUCCUCUUCCUGACCCGUCACUUAUUCUUCCAUGACAACAACCAGACCUGGGAGGGUCACUACUACCACUACUCUGACCCCGUCUGCAAACACCCCUCCUUCAGUAUCUACGCUAGAGGGAGGUACAGCCGAGGGACGCACUCUACUAGAGUUAUGGGAGGCACAGAAUUUGUCUUCAAAGUGAACCACAUGCGUGUGAUGCCCUUGGACCUGGCCACCACCUCCCUCCUCAACGUGUUCAACGGUAACGAGUGCGGCGUCCAGGGCUCCUGGGAGGUCGGAGUUGAACAGGACGUCACCCUGACCAAUGGCUGCGUGGCGUUGGGGAUACGCCUCCCGCACACAGAGUACGAGCUGUUCCGGAUGGAGCAGGACGCCCACGGACGAUACCUCCUCUACAACGGACAGAGACCCUCCGACGGGUCCAGCCCCGACCGGCCGGACAAACGAGCGACCUCGUACCAGAUGCCCCUGGUCCAGUGUUCCGCUAGCAGUCGGAGGUCAGAGGGCAUGGGAGGGGAGGACGAGGACCAACCCCUGAGGCUGAGUAAUGGUGGAACGACGUGGAACCAGAACAGCAGGAACUUUUCUGCCGUUCUCGCAUCGUUGGUUUCACUUCUGUUGUUCCAGUGCCAUUAGUUAAGGAAUAGACUGACUGACUAAAGUAUGUUUUUUUUUUUACAUAGAGACACUGACGAGAGAGAUUAUAGUGUGAGUGUGAGUGUACUGUGGACCGUGAUUAUAGUGUGAGU
Coregonus clupeaformis (lake whitefish) is the source of this 1622-nucleotide messenger RNA. Its product is annotated as protein APCDD1-like. Gene Ontology annotation, biological process: negative regulation of Wnt signaling pathway. The coding region runs from base 1 to 1509 and encodes 502 amino acids. Gene Ontology annotation, molecular function: Wnt-protein binding. The transcript is spliced from 7 exons. The record is from RefSeq and is a predicted model, not a curated record. Gene Ontology annotation, cellular component: plasma membrane. Lineage: Eukaryota; Metazoa; Chordata; Actinopteri; Salmoniformes; Salmonidae.